Molecule: messenger RNA, 3506 nt
Organism: Orcinus orca (killer whale)
Lineage: Eukaryota; Metazoa; Chordata; Mammalia; Artiodactyla; Delphinidae
Gene: ABT1
Product: activator of basal transcription 1
Exons: 3
Coding region: 36-863 (275 amino acids)
Biological process (GO): endonucleolytic cleavage in 5'-ETS of tricistronic rRNA transcript (SSU-rRNA, 5.8S rRNA, LSU-rRNA); endonucleolytic cleavage to generate mature 5'-end of SSU-rRNA from (SSU-rRNA, 5.8S rRNA, LSU-rRNA); endonucleolytic cleavage in ITS1 to separate SSU-rRNA from 5.8S rRNA and LSU-rRNA from tricistronic rRNA transcript (SSU-rRNA, 5.8S rRNA, LSU-rRNA)
Cellular component (GO): nucleolus
Molecular function (GO): RNA binding
Source: RefSeq, a predicted model, not a curated record
GCUUUACGGCUGCCCUGCUUUACCUACUCGCAAGCAUGGAGGCAGAGAAAUCCGAGAAGGCAGCCGCUGAGCUGGAACCUCUGGAAGGGAGUGAUCAGAAAUCAGAGGCAGAGGAGGAACAGGAGGAAUCCGAAGGGGCGGCUGGCGGCAGCAAGAAACGGGUAGUGCCAGGUAUUGUGUACCUGGGCCACAUACCGCCCCGCUUUAGGCCUUUGCACGUACGGAACCUUCUCAGCGCCUACGGCGAGGUCGGGCGCGUUUUUUUCCAGCCGGAAGACGGGUUCGUGAGGCGCAAGAAGAAGGCAGCGGCAGCCCACGCUGCGGGAGGAAAAAAGCGGUCCAAGUACAGCAAGGACUACACCGAGGGCUGGGUGGAGUUCCGGGACAAGCGAGUAGCCAAGCGUGUGGCGGCCAGUCUUCACAACACGCCCAUGGGCUCCCGCAGGCGCAGCCCCUUCCGUUAUGACCUGUGGAACCUCAGGUACCUGCACCGUUUUACCUGGUCCCACCUCAGCGAGCAUCUUGCUUUUGAGCGCCAGGUACGCAGGCAGCGCCUGAGGGCUGAGGUUGCCCAGGCCAAGCGUGAGACUGACUUCUAUCUUCGAAGCGUGGAGCGCGGACAGCGUUUCCUUGCCGCUGAUGGGGACUCUACCCGCCCGAACGUCUCCUGGGCCUUUGCCCAGCGUCCUACUGAACAGGAGCUGAGGGCCCGGAAGGCAGCUCGGCCAGGAGGACGUGAACGGGCUCGCCUGGCCAACGCUCAGGACCAGGCCCGCUCCAACAGAGGGCUUCUUGCCAAGAUCUUUGGAUCCCCCACCCCCUCAGCGAGCAUGGAGGACUCCUCACUGGUCAGGAACCCUUGAAGGGCAGGGAGGCCCCUUCCACCUCCUAGCCCAGCCCAGCGUCCUAUCUACCUGAUAAUGACUACCCAGGCAGACAUUUUAUUGUGUUUCUCAAACCAGGAGUGAGUGCUCAAGACAUAAAAGUUUUGAAGGCCUCUCCUUCCCCCUCCAAUUCCUGUACAUGCCUCGCUGAUGCACUUAAUUCUUACUAGCAUGAUUAUGACUACUGCACAUGUCUGUUUUGCCUUGUUUGAUUCUUGGCGACCUGCCUCCUGCCCACUGGGGGCCUCUAAAAAUCCUGCUUUCUGGCCCCAGGAAGAGCCUUUACUUUGAACUAGACUGAUAAUGGCUAGUCCAGACAGCUGUUUACCCACCACAUUACUGGGCAUCAGCAACAUCCUUUUUAUUUAGAAAAGAUUAAUAAGGACAGGGCUUAAUGGGUUAGAGUGGCUUGGGAGCCACCUUCCAAAUGUAUUUAUAGAAAAGAAAAAAUAUAUAUAUAUUUUAUAUGCCUUUAUAGUUUAUGGGGGGUGGGGAUGGUCAUUGGAUAAGUUCCAACUUCUGUCUGUGUCCCAUUCACUCACCUUCACUCCAUCUCCUGGUCUCAGACCCUCCCACUCCCCCCGAAUUCAACCUGGACCCUUUUCUAUGUAUCUAAUCAAUUUCUUAGGCCAUGUUAUUAAUAGUUAUCUAAUGCAGCAUUUACUAAGUCGCUGUAUGAGGACACAGAGCGGACCCUUGGGCCUCGGACCGGUAUUGGCAGCACAGCAGGAGGUAAGCGGUGGGCAAGAGAGCAAAGCUUCAUCUGGCUCUCCCCAUCACGCGCAUUGCCGCUCCCCAUCACGCGCAUUGCCGCCUGAACCAUUCCCGCACCCCACCUGGCCCCUGUCCGUGGGAAAAUUGUCUUUCACGGAACCGGUCCCUGAUGCCAAAAAGGUUGGGGACCGCUGUUACAGACCACUUAAAAAAAGAUAAAUGUUUAAGAAAUAAAUGCACAGAAGUACUACAGGCAUCAUGGUAGAUGUGUAUAAGGGGUAGAGUGGGGCCAUGGGAAGACACGGGUGACUCCAUCUGCAUGUGUAGUCGGGGAGGUCUCCUGACUUCAAGAAUGAGGAAUAUGUGGACUCUUAUCGUCUAUCUGGGCAGAGCCCAGACUCCUCUCUCAAUUGUCCUGUUGUUCCCGGCUGGAGUAUCCGUCCACAAGGAAGGAAGGAACUCAAACCGUUUGCCCUGGGGGCCCAUCUGUCUCCUGCCUCAAAAUACCAAAAGAGAAAAAUCUCUUUUUCUCAAGAAAUUGGCCACAAGAGAAAGGGUUAACCUGUAUUUGAAACAGCUUCCAUGAUGAAUAUUUUCUUUAUCUAGAACCACAAUAAGUUAUAAAUGUUAAAUAUCUGGGACAGUUACUUAUUCACUGUCCACUCUGUGUGGUACCCUGGUAAACCAACAUACACGAUACGGUCAGGACUGGAAAAGGAUGAGCAGAGACUUUGCAGUCAGGUGGCAUUAAUCACACUCAAGCUCCACCAUACCAACGUGCAUGUCCUCUGACAAGUUAUUUCUACGUGCUUCAUUUUAUUUCCUUUACAUAGUAGAAAUAACUUUUUAAGUUGUGAUUAUUAAACAAGAUAUCAAUGCAAACCACAGCAUCUGGACAGGGCAUCUGACUUCUCAAGAAACAUAACCUAUUAUUAGGAUUACAUCCAUAAAUUUAUCAUAUGUCAGUAUGUAGUGAAUUCUGUAACAGAUGAAGAGAGCAUUUUGAAUGUCAUUGCCUAUAUAGUAAAGUAAAAUAACUAAUAUUCUGUUGUUUCCAAGAGAUACUAACUUUUGCAUUUAUGUAAUCUUAUCUGUACACCAAAUUUAGAGACUAACCAGGACUACUACUUAUACAAUUACAUAGAUGAUGAACUUCCAGUUCAGAAUAAUUGGUAAAUAACUGCAUGUAAUUUAUACAUCAUGAAGAGAUGAUUUAAUUGUGGAUGAGGAAGUAAAAAAAUCAAAAUUAUGAUUUAUUUCAGUCUGAAAGGGCAGUUCUUGAGAUUUCCCUACCCAGAGGAGGAUUUAACUGAAGCUUAAGUCCAUUAGAAGGACCUAGCAGUUUUUUAUUCACCAUUGUAUUUUCUUUUUUUCUUAAAGAGGGCCCCUCAAUGUCUUAGAAGUUUCAAGCCCAGCCAGAAUUGGCCUAUCCUUGCUCUCAUCCCUUCAUUGGUAGAAGGCCUAUGCGAUUCUAUCAUCCAGAGACUGUCUGCAUCUCCUGCCUUAAUGUUGGGCUGUGGCAAGUGACCCAUCAUUGCACUGUGGGUAUCGUUUGCAAACAGUAUCUUUUCUGUUUUCUCCUACUCUCGUCCUCCCUGCUCUGGAGAUUCAUGUCCACUCUAGACUGCCCUUCCUCCAAAUUUUGUGGUGAAAUUAGCAUCUGUGUGUGUGGUUUGUGGGAGGAGACUAUGAGGGCUAUAAUGUGCUUUGAUCUAGUCUACUUGGACACUAGUACUAAUUAAGAACACUGAUCAAAUCCAUAUUUAGCCUUUUGCUUUUUCUGGAAUACACUAGGUUUUAGAUCCAGAGCCUUCAUGAUAAUAACGUGAUGGUAUAUUUACUUUUAACCUAAUAACACUUCAAUUUUACUGUAGUAUUUUAUGCUGAAUAAAAUUCAAAUGAAAUCAA